Saprolegnia parasitica CBS 223.65 is the source of this 459-nucleotide messenger RNA. RefSeq lists its product as hypothetical. The transcript has a single exon. The coding region runs from base 58 to 363 and encodes 101 amino acids. Gene Ontology annotation, biological process: mitochondrial electron transport, ubiquinol to cytochrome c. Lineage: Eukaryota; Oomycota; Saprolegniomycetes; Saprolegniales; Saprolegniaceae. The record is from RefSeq and is a predicted model, not a curated record.
GGCUGGCACGGGCCCUCAGAACCCGACUGACUGUCCAUCCAGCCUCUCGAAAGUAACAUGAUCGGAACCCUGGCCAAGUUGUACCAACGCCAAGUCGGCAAGAGCCUGCGCCAGCUCGGCCUGCGCUACGACGACGCGCUUGUCGAGGUCGCCGAGGUCAACAAGGCCGUCUCGUGGCUCGGCAAGGAGGAGAAGGUCGCGCGCCAGCGCCGCCUUGUCCGUGCGUCCGACUUGAGCUUCAAGCGCGCGUACCUCCCGGAGGACAUCCAGGCCAUCCAGGAGCCGAUGAACUUUUAUUUGGACGACAAGGUCGAGGAAAUCCGCAAGUUGGGCGAUGAGCGCAACAAGCUGACCAAGUGGUAGAGUCGUUGUCGUGCUUUUGGCCCGCGCGCCAUCGAUUGCCCCAUCACGAACACGCUAGAUGACGUUCAAAUAUAUGACAAUAUGGUAUCGCGGCCC